Messenger RNA from Calypte anna (Anna's hummingbird), 2352 nucleotides. RefSeq names its product BMP/retinoic acid inducible neural specific 2 (gene BRINP2). Bases 1 to 2352 code for a protein of 783 amino acids. The record is from RefSeq and is a predicted model, not a curated record. NCBI's taxonomy places the organism in Eukaryota, Metazoa, Chordata, Aves, Apodiformes, Trochilidae. The transcript is spliced from 7 exons. Gene Ontology annotation, biological process: negative regulation of mitotic cell cycle; positive regulation of neuron differentiation.
AUGGGGUGGCAGGACCUCCCGCGCCCUGACAGACCCCCACCGAUGCUCCCGUGGCCAUUGGCCCUCCUGACCCUGAGCGUCUGCUGCUGCUGGGGGGUGGCCGGGGGCACUGUGCCCCAGCAGCAUGCUGCCCCUGCGACCCCUUCAACAUCCUCAUCCUCAUCUUCUGGCCGGGCACCCCUCGACUGGCUCCUCACUGACCGGGGACCCUUCUACCGUGCCCAAGAGUAUGUGGAUUUCAUGGAGCGCUACCGGCAGGGUUUCACCACCAGGUACAGGAUCUACAGGGAGUUUGCUCGUUGGAAAGUAAACAAUUUGGCCUUGGAGAGGAAAGAUUUCUUCAGCCUGCCCCUUCCCCUGGCCCCCGAAUUCAUCCGCAACAUCCGCCUGCUGGGACGCCGGCCCAGCCCCCAGCAGAUCACCAACAGCCUCAUCAAGAAGUACGGCACCCACUUCUUGUUGGCUGCAACGCUGGGAGGAGAGGAGUCUUUGACCAUUUUUGUGGACAAGCGCAAGCUGAGCCGGAGGGCAGAGCCCAGUGGGGGUGCUGGGAACAGCUCAGGGGUCUCACUGGAGACCCUGCACCAGCUGGCAGCAUCCUACUUCAUCGACAGGGAGAGCACCCUGCGCCGCCUCCACCACAUCCAGAUUGCCACCUCUGCCAUCAAGGUGACUGAAACACGGACAGGGCCACUUGGCUGCAGCAACUAUGACAACCUGGACUCGGUGAGCUCUGUCCUGGUGCAGAGCCCAGAGAACAAAGUGCAGCUCCAAGGCCUGCAGACUGUGCUCCCCUCCUACCUGCGGGAGAGGUUUGUGGCAGCUGCCCUCAGCUACAUCGCCUGCAGCUCGGCCGGGGAGCUGGUGUGCCACCAGAGUGACUGCCACUGCCAGUGCCAGCCCAACUUUCCCUCCUGCAACUGCCCUGAGGCUGAUGUCCAGGCACUGGAGAACAGCCUGGCCCAGCUCCGCAGAACCUGGGAGAGCCACCACAACCAGUUUGAGGAGUCAGAGGAGUUUCAGGCCCUGGUGAAGAGGCUCCCUGGGGACCGUUUCCUGAACAGAACUGCCAUCUCCCACUUCUGGGCCAUGGAUCUGGAUGUCCAGCAUCGCUACCAGCAGCUGGGCACCAGCCUGAAGCUGCUCUCCAGGAAAACCCACAGACUCAUCCAGAGGCUCUUCAACCUCAGCAAGCGCUGCCACCGCCAACCUCGCUUCAAACUGCCAAAGGAGAGGUCCCUCCCUCACUGGUGGAGCCGUGCACAGUCGCUGCUGUACUGCAGCGAGACGGCCGUGCCUGGGACCUUCCUGGAGGAAAGCCACAGCUGCACGUGUCCCUCUGAGCAGCCCUCCUGCCAGGGCUCCAUCCCCUGUGCCUUGGGUGAGGGGACAGCCUGCGCCAGCUGUGCCGAGGACAACAGCACCCGCUGCGGGACCUGCAACCACGGCUUUGUCCUCAGCCAGGGCUUCUGCCGCCCCAAGGUGGCCGAUUCCCUGGAGCACUACCUGGGUUUGGAGACUGACCUGCAGGACUUGGAGCUCAAGUACCUCCUGCAGAAACGGGACAGCCGCAUCGAGGUGCACUCCAUCUUCAUCAGCAACGACCUGCGCCUGGGGAGCUGGUUUGACCCCUCCUGGAGGAAACGCAUGCUCUUGACCCUGAAAAGCAACAAGUACAAGCCUGGGUUGGUUCACGUGAUGUUGGCCCUCUCCCUGCAGAUCUGCCUCACCAAGAACAGCACGCUGGAGCCCGUCAUGGCCAUUUAUGUCAACCCGUUCGGGGGAAGUCACUCAGAGAGCUGGUUCAUGCCUGUCAAUGAAGGCAGCUUCCCAGACUGGGAGAGGACUAACAUAGAUGCCUCUGCCCAGUGCCAAAACUGGACGCUCACCUUGGGGAACAAGUGGAAGACGUUCUUUGAAACUGUCCACGUCUACUUGCGGAGCCGCAUCAAGUCUCUGGAUGACAGCUCCAACGAGACGAUCUACUACGAACCUCUGGAGAUGUCAGAUCCCUCCAAGAACCUGGGCUACAUGAAAAUCAACAGUUUGCAAGUCUUUGGCUACAGCCUGCCCUUUGAACCCGAUGCUAUUCGUGACCUGAUCCUUCAGCUGGACUAUCCCUACACCCAGGGCUCCCAGGACUCAGCCAUGCUCCAGCUGUUGGAGAUCAGGGACCGGGUGAACAGGUUGUCCCCCCCUGGCAAAACCCGCCUUGACCUCUUCACUUGCUUGCUCCACCACAGGCUCAAGUUGGCCAACAACGAGGUGGCAAGGAUCCAAUCCUCCUUGAGGGCCUUCAGUGCCAGGCUGCCCAACACAGUGGAGCAGGAGACAGGCAAGUUGUGCAGCUAA